This is a messenger RNA of Helicoverpa armigera (cotton bollworm), 4249 nucleotides long. RefSeq names its product armadillo segment polarity protein (gene arm). Gene Ontology annotation, cellular component: cytoplasm; catenin complex; adherens junction. Gene Ontology annotation, molecular function: alpha-catenin binding; transcription coactivator activity; protein phosphatase binding. NCBI's taxonomy places the organism in Eukaryota, Metazoa, Arthropoda, Insecta, Lepidoptera, Noctuidae. The record is from RefSeq and is a predicted model, not a curated record. The transcript is spliced from 15 exons. Gene Ontology annotation, biological process: cell-cell adhesion; positive regulation of transcription by RNA polymerase II; canonical Wnt signaling pathway. Bases 190 to 2583 code for a protein of 797 amino acids.
UUUCACGAAAAGCCCCGAAGUUUGACACGAAGUGUUCCGAGAGCCUGUCCGCCAUAUUGUCAUGUCAAUUUUGUGACGGUGGUGGAUUCAUUGUGCAUUAUUUCAGCAGAUUAUUGUUGUAAAAUUGUGUUAAUUCCUUGCAGCUCACUGCAGUCACGGCGCAGGGUGCAUUGUUGCAUCCUCUGAACCAUGAGCUACCAGAUACCAUCGUCCCAGAGCCGCACGAUGUCUCACAGCAACUAUGCCGGCUCCGACGUGCCGAUGGCACCAAGCAAGGAGCAGCAGACCCUUAUGUGGCAGCAGAACUCCUACCUGGUUGACUCUGGUAUCAAUUCCGGGGCUGCUACUCAGGUCCCAUCACUCACGGGGAAGGAAGAUGACGAGAUGGAGGGAGAUCAACUCAUGUUUGAUCUGGAUCAGGGCUUCGCUCAGGGUUUUACCCAGGAGCAGGUUGAUGAUAUGAACCAGCAGCUAUCCCAAACUCGCUCCCAGCGUGUCCGUGCUGCUAUGUUCCCUGAAACCCUGGAGGAAGGCAUUGAGAUCCCCUCCACUCAGCUGGACCCUGCGCAGCCAACUGCUGUGCAGCGCCUUGCUGAGCCCUCGCAGAUGCUCAAGCAUGCUGUGGUCAACCUCAUCAAUUAUCAGGAUGAUGCUGACUUAGCCACCAGGGCUAUACCAGAGUUGAUCAAGCUACUCAACGAUGAGGAUCAAGUGGUAGUCUCCCAGGCUGCCAUGAUGGUUCACCAGCUCUCCAAGAAGGAAGCUUCUCGCCAUGCCAUCAUGAACUCGCCUCAGAUGGUCGCUGCUUUAGUUCGCGCCAUUUCCAACAGCAAUGAUCUCGAGACUACUAAGGGGGCUGUGGGAACCUUGCACAACUUGUCUCACCACCGUCAAGGUCUACUCGCCAUCUUCAAAAGUGGUGGUAUUCCCGCUUUGGUGAAGCUUCUAAGCUCGCCAGUGGAGUCUGUACUCUUCUAUGCCAUCACGACCCUGCAUAACUUGCUCCUACACCAGGAUGGUUCUAAGAUGGCGGUACGCCUCGCUGGAGGGCUCCAGAAAAUGGUAGCUUUGCUGCAGAGGAACAACGUGAAGUUCUUGGCGAUUGUGACUGAUUGUCUGCAGAUCUUGGCCUAUGGAAACCAAGAGUCGAAACUGAUCAUUCUUGCCUCUCAGGGCCCUAUCGAAUUGGUCCGUAUCAUGCGCUCUUACGACUACGAAAAGUUGCUGUGGACCACCUCUCGAGUUCUGAAGGUGCUGUCAGUUUGCUCCAGCAACAAGCCUGCUAUCGUCGAGGCUGGCGGUAUGCAAGCCUUAGCUAUGCAUCUUGGCAACCCAAGCGGCCGUCUCGUGCAGAACUGCCUCUGGACUCUGAGGAACUUGUCCGAUGCAGCCACUAAGGUGGAGGGCCUGGAAGCUCUGCUGCAGAGCCUGGUGCAAGUGCUCGCUUCCACUGACGUUAACAUCGUCACGUGUGCUGCCGGCAUCCUGUCCAACUUGACUUGCAACAACCAACGUAACAAGGUGACAGUAUGCCAAGCCGGUGGCGUGGAUGCUUUAGUCCGCACGGUGGUAUCAGCCGGCGACCGCGAGGAGAUCACGGAGCCUGCUGUUUGUGCUCUGCGCCACCUCACCUCGCGCCACGUCGAGAGCGAGAUGGCCCAGAACGCUGUGCGGUUGCACUAUGGAUUGCCUGUAAUAGUGAAGCUGCUGCAGCCGCCGUCUCGCUGGCCGCUGGUGAAGGCGGUGGUGGGCUUGGUGCGCAACCUGGCGCUGUGCCCCGCCAACUACGCGCCGCUGCGCGAGCACGGCGCCGUGCAUCAUCUCGUGCGCCUGCUCAUGAGGGCUUUCAAUGAUACGCAAAGGCAACGCAGCUCGUCGGGCGGCGGCACGGCUGGCGGCGCCUACGCCGACGGAGUGCGCAUGGAGGAGAUCGUGGAGGGAGCUGUGGGAGCCCUGCACAUCUUAGCACGGGAGAGCGUCAACAGGCAGCUCAUACGCCAGCAGAACGUUAUACCCAUAUUCGUGCAGCUGCUGUUCAAUGAGAUUGAGAAUAUACAGCGCGUGGCAGCAGGAGUACUCUGCGAGCUGGCCGUCGAGAAGGAAGGCGCCGAGAUGAUAGAAGCUGAAGGCGCCACGGCCCCGCUCACCGAGCUGCUGCACUCACGGAACGAAGGUUGCUACUCAAGCGUAGCGACCUAUGCAGCAGCAGUACUAUUCCGCAUGUCCGAAGAUAAGCCUCAUGACUACAAGAAGAGACUCUCUAUGGAGUUAACUAACUCGCUGUUCCGCGAUGACCAUCAGAUGUGGCCCAACGAUCUGGCCAUGCAACCUGAUCUGCAGGAUAUGCUCGGACCAGAGCAGGGAUAUGAAGGCCUGUAUGGAACCCGACCGUCGUUUCACCAGCAAGGCUACGAUCAAAUACCGAUAGACUCAAUGCAGGGGUUAGAAAUAGGCAGCGGUUUCGGUAUGGACAUGGACAUCGGUGAGAACGAAGGAGCAGGCGCCGCGUCAGCAGACCUGGCCUUCCCUGAACCGCCUCACGAUAAUAACAACGUCGCUGCUUGGUACGACACCGAUCUCUAGGCCAUACGCCUUUGUAGCUAAACCAUGGAGAUCAUAAUGACGAGUGGAGAUGCCAUAAUGGAAAAUCUCUAAAGAAAGUAGGUAAAGGCAAAAUGCGGGUGUUCGGAGGACGGGGAACCCGGCCAAAAAAUCAUUGGCAGAUGUCUCAAAGAACCCGAAUGCCUUGUAAGUUCACUCGUAACUGAGCGUUUCGAUCCAGGUCACCGAACGUAUUUUACUCCUACAUGCAUUAUGGCAUCUCCGUUCAUUUUUCUUUACUCCGUGUAGCUAAACAUAUUGACAUAUUUUACGAGUUCAGUUCAAUUUAGUUUUAAGCCUAAUUAUGUAGUGUGUUUUUGUUAGUGUUGUGUCACUCUGAAGUAGAAUUUAUGGGAUAUUCAAUAAAUAGACAAUUCAGUAAUGUAUUCCGCAUAUACAAUGUUUCAUGUAAUAAGCGUGUUCAUGAUUAUACUCGCGUAUAAUUUACCAGUGUUUAGUCGUAAAUAAGUUUCCAAGUUACACUAAGUUGGUCUUAGUCUAAUUUGGAGAUAUCUGACGACGUUUUCUUAUCAUGUCCAUGCAAUAUGUUUUAAAUUGACGCAACUACAAUGUUAUUAAAAUCUGUGAUGAAAGAGCAGCUAUACAAAGCUUGACGUUACCAAGCAGAAUUAUUACAAAAAAACUCGAGUUUAUUUACAUUGGUGCUAUAAAACAACAUGGUAAUGUUGAUUGCGAAAUUAUACACAGCAAAAUGUUUUACUUUAUACAUUUUUAUGUUCAACUGCAGCGUGAAAUGUCAGAUUAUUCGGUAAAUAUACCCUGCAUUGGUUAUAUCGUAGUUUUAUACGCGCACGUAUAAAAUGCGUUUAAUCGGAGAAUAGGGUACUCUACAGUAAGGUUAAGAUUUUUUAUAGGCUUUAAAAUCGUAUUUCUUAGUACUUGUAAUUGAAUUAGUAAUGCGCAUUUAAAGUAUUGAAAUUAUUUAAGAAUGAUCGAGUUUUUAAUCUUUUUUUUAUUAUUAUUUUGUUACAAUUUUGUAUGAAUCAUUAUUUAAAUGAUGAAUAAGACUGUUUGAUUGAGUGAGUCAUGUAUUCGAAGUUAAUUUUAAUGUUUGACUGCCAUUUUUUUAUCCUGCCCUGCUGAACAAGGCCAAAUUUUAGGACUGUAGAACGGAUAUAGCCACACGUACGAUUUUUUAUUGUAGGCUAAGUUUAGUAUUUGUUGACGAGAAUGUGAUGUUCUCCGAAGUAGUAUAAGUAGUGAGAUUAAGAAUAACAAAAUUUUAUGUAUUCAAUUCACGUGGACUAAUAGCGAUACAUUUUCUUAUAUGAAUGGAUGCAUGUUUUUUAUUAUUUCAUAUUGUUUUAUGAGCGGUACUUAAGAUGAAGUACGUUAUGUUAUAGUUUUUACCAAUAAUAUCGGCUAUUUGCACUUCCUAUGAUGUACGGAACUAGAGACGCACUAAACCGUUAGAACAAUGUAUCUUAGAAUAAUGUAAUCAUUUAACGUAAGAUUUAUAAUAAUUUACUCGAUUGUCCACUUAGGAUCCUCGUAUAUAUUUUUUUCUAUUUCAUAUUUUAAUCAACUUUACCGAUGUUUUUAUAUCGACUCGACUAUGGAGACAUUCGUAAAGUGUCACAAUUCGUGUCCAUUCUGUAUGGAUGAUCAAAUAAAUUUAAUUAAAAUA